UAGGCACUCUGGUCAGGUUUAAUCUAACCAGUGUGUAAGUUGUACAGGCUGCCGGUUAUAAAUACUGACAUUCUUACAGUUUUAUUUUUGGAACGCAGAACAAGAUAACAAGACUGAAGAGCUGUAGAUUGUCACUAUUGGUGGGAUGGAAGACUUUUGUAGACACUUGGGCAUCAAUGGGACCUUGACUCUGAUAUGUUGUAUCUUCUGUAUCUUCUUGCCAGAAGGUAAAGCAGCUUGGGAAACCAUUUCAGAGAAUGUUGGCAGCAGAGUAACCCUGCAAUGUAGCAACGAGUCAAUCAGCACGCUCAACCAGUUGACGUGGAAGAUGAAUGGAGUUACCAUGUUCACUUUCAACCCUCUGGGAAACUUCUACGUCAGUCCACAAGCUACCAACCUGACCUUGAAAAUGUCUGAAUCACAGAGUCAGCUGUAUGCGCUCAUCAUAGAGAACGCUCAGCUCUAUCACACGGGAAACUACACUUGUGAAGUUACUUCCAUGAAGGACGGAGUCUUGGAUCAGAACUGGAGGCUGAUAAUUAAAGAAAGCACAGAAAUCUGGGACAUUCUGAUGAUAGCUACUGUUUCUUCUGUGUGUCUCCUGAUCUUUUUAAUUGGUUUGGUCAUUCUAAUAAGAUGCAACAAACGGCAUACAAGAAAUAGCAGGCCGUCUACCUCAGCAGAAGCGCAGCAGCCAACAGAAGAUAUUUAUGAAAACUGCCUGGAAAUUGAACGAUAUAAUCGAAGGCAUAGUCAGCCUAACAAACCUUUACCUAUCCAACACCGUGUGUAGCACACAUUAUAGAAGAAAACUGGUACUUUUGUAAUGCCAUCAGCUGCUAUUUCAAAUAAUGUACUGUAUGCAAUCAAGAGCAAAAUCUUUUAAAGCUGUUACAGUAAAUUUAUUCAGUUUGUGAGGUGAAACUACUGAGGGAAAUGUGUGACUCUUUGUCUGUCGUUUGAGUUAUAUUUAUACAACAUGAUAUCAUAAAAGAUGUCAUUGGUGAACUGUAAAUAGUAAGAUCAAAUCCUAAAAAUAUUAUAGUGAGAAACUCAGUUUUUCCUUUGAAGCAAGCGUUUGGUGACAGUGGGGAAGAAAAAUUCCCCUUUAACAAGAAGUAACCUGAGACAAAACCGCUGUCUACUGCUCUAAUGCUGUGCAGGUAUUUUGAGAUUGGGUAACAAGGGCAGAACCUUAAAAUAAGAGCUUUGAGAUGAUAGAUGCUCUGCAGAGAUAGGUGAUAAUCCUCUGUAGGAGGUUUUUUGAUCCAUUCUUAAAGAUGCACAUCUGAACAUGCAUGAAAGUGCUGUACUUUGAAUCAUUUCUGGUCUUAUACUUCCAUAAGAAAACUCUAGUCUGGACCAAAAUUUGUACAAUAAUACCCACCCCUCCUCUAUCACUGAAAAAUGCAGAA
Molecule: messenger RNA, 1415 nt
Organism: Amphiprion ocellaris (clown anemonefish)
Lineage: Eukaryota; Metazoa; Chordata; Actinopteri; Pomacentridae
Exons: 6
Coding region: 146-793 (215 amino acids)
Source: RefSeq, a predicted model, not a curated record